Messenger RNA from Zophobas morio, 1999 nucleotides. RefSeq names its product mitochondrial disaggregase-like. Lineage: Eukaryota; Metazoa; Arthropoda; Insecta; Coleoptera; Tenebrionidae. Gene Ontology annotation, biological process: cellular response to heat. The transcript is spliced from 9 exons. Gene Ontology annotation, cellular component: cytoplasm; mitochondrion. The coding region runs from base 88 to 1974 and encodes 628 amino acids. The record is from RefSeq and is a predicted model, not a curated record. Gene Ontology annotation, molecular function: ATP binding; ATP hydrolysis activity; protein binding.
CAUGUCAAUAAGCUGUCAGUUUUGAAAUUCUAACCUAAAAACACUGCAAGUGUCUCAAUCUAAAAUUCACCUUGUAUUAUUCCAGAAAUGUUUAAAGUUAGAAACAUCCACACCGUCCUUCGCACCAUUACAAGUCAUAGAAACAAAAACAAUUUCCGUAACUUCCUCACCCACUCGCCACGACAAGCCUGUAACUUUGUCAUCAACUACAAAUUUCACCAAAACGGGCAUGAAGGCGAUACGAAGAAUCGCAGGACUCACAAAAUCCAGUCUUUUGCUUUAAUGGGACUGCUCGGAGUGACACUCGCUUAUUGCGACAAUCGUUUGGCAUCAAAAGAGAAAAAGUUGUUACGUGCUGCCCAGUUUGGUGUUGUGGAUGAGCUAAAUUUUCUUAUCAAAGAUAACGUAAAUGUGAACGUUCGGCACCAGUUAGGAUGGACACCUCUGAUGGUAGCUGCUGUUAAUAAUCAAUAUGAAGCUGUGAGAUUGUUAUUGGAAGCAGGAGCGGAUCCCAAUUUGGGGGAGGAAUUUGUGAGUGCAAAACGUACAGCUAGAGAUAAAGGGCUUCAUCCGAUUGAGGCUCUUAUGAUGAGGGAGGAAGAAUUUUCAGGUAGCUUGAGUAAUAAGGCGUCGUUUAGAGGUUUCACGGCUUUACAUUAUGCAAUAUUAAUAAAUAGUUUUAAAAUAGUGAAAUUGUUGGUCGAGAAAGGGGCAAAUCCUGUGAUUGAAAAUGAAGCUGGACAUAUUCCAUUAAUGUAUGCUAAAGAAGGAGACUUGAAAACUUAUCUACAAGAGGAAACAACUAAGCACACAGCACCCUUAAUAUAUCGAGAAAAACUGACUCAACGUUUACACCAACUGAAGAAAAUAAAAGAAGUCGAAGAGCGGCGAAGAUUUCCCCUAGAAGAAAGACUGAAAAAGCACAUCGUCGGACAGGAAGGAGCAAUCACAAUCGUAGCGGCAACAAUUCGACGAAAAGAAAACGGUUGGGGCGACGAUGACCAUCCUUUAGUGUUUUUAUUUUUGGGAUCUUCUGGAAUCGGCAAAACCGAAUUGGCCAAACAACUAGCUUCCUACAUGCACAAAGACAAAGCUCAGGCAUUCAUUAGACUGGACAUGUCUGAGUAUCAGGAAAAACACGAAGUGGCUAAACUUAUUGGGGCUCCGCCGGGUUACAUAGGCCACGAUGAGGGCGGUCAGCUCACUUCGCGCCUCAGACAAUGUCCUAAUGCCGUGGUUUUAUUCGACGAGGUCGAUAAAGCACACCCUGACGUGUUGACCGUUCUCUUGCAACUCUUUGAUGAAGGCCGUCUGACUGACGGUCACGGUAAAACUAUAGAGUGCAAAGAUGCAAUUUUUGUGAUGACUUCGAAUUUGGCGAGCGACGAAAUUGCCCAACAUGGUUUAAAUUUGAGACAAGAAAUCGAAAUUUUGAGAGCGAAGCGGUUGAAGACGAAGCAGAAAGAUGAAGAUAUUUCCGACAACAUUACAGUUUCUCGAAAAUUCAAAGACGAGGUGGUCAAACCUAUCCUUAAGAGACAUUUCAAAAGAGACGAGUUUCUAGGACGGAUUAACGAGAUCGUCUACUUCCUGCCGUUUUCUCGAAACGAGCUGUUGCAGCUUGUGGGGAAGGAGAUGGCGAUUUGGGCGCAAAGAGCUAAAGAAAAGCAUAAGAUUGACUUGAAUUGGGACAGAAGUGUGGAGUCUGCUUUAGCCGAUGGUUACGAUGUCCACUAUGGCGCAAGAUCUAUCAAGUACGAAGUUGAAAGGAGAGUUGUUAACCAAUUGGCGGCGGCCCACGAAAGUGGAUUUAUAGGUAAAGGUAGCACGGUGAUGAUUACGACGGUGUGGCCCGAAAAUACCGCAAGUCCUGAAAUUAAAUUGCGAGUGAGGAGCAGCGGCUCGAACAGUUUUGUUGAUGUUGAGCAGAAUAAGUUUUCUAUUAAAAACUUAAGUUCGUUGUUUGGUUAUUAGUCUUGAAUAAAACGUGACAAUUGUU